Cladophialophora immunda is the source of this 2929-nucleotide messenger RNA. Its product is annotated as choline-sulfatase. Gene Ontology annotation, molecular function: sulfuric ester hydrolase activity. Lineage: Eukaryota; Fungi; Ascomycota; Eurotiomycetes; Chaetothyriales; Herpotrichiellaceae. Bases 734 to 2443 code for a protein of 569 amino acids. The transcript is spliced from 3 exons. The record is from RefSeq and is a predicted model, not a curated record.
GCUAUUGUCGCCUUUUGCAACCUCGGAGCCUCUCCAUCUGUGAUGCUCGUCGUCAUCCGGUAUACACGUCCAUCAUGGCUUUUGCCUCCGUGUGCCCCCUUCUUACCAAUCUCCCGUGCUUCCCAGGCGUGGCCAAAUCUUUGGAAAGGGAGGCUGACCACGAGAUCGCAGCGCCCCCUUCCAGUCAGCCUUCGCAGCAAUCAGCAAUCACACAGACUGACGGCCUUACCGCCUUGCAAUUCACGGUCCACGGACGACUACUAGCUCAGUCGGCCAGAUUGAAUGAAUAUCAUCGUCCCCACAUACGCCAUACCGGGAUCAGUAAACCUUGUGGGUAGCUGCAGGCCAAAUUCUUUUUCGAAACCGCUGCCCGUGCGGUGUCAGUCGCUCCGUAUUCACCUUGUUUUCUUUGCGACCUUCCUUCGCGCUCCCACUUUGGGUCAGUACCAUUUUCCUUUGGAUUUGAAACCUGGUCCUCUUCCUGUGCUUUCCUUUUGUCAUUCCUUCUGUGUCUUGAUUGGGGAACUGGACUUGUGACCCCGGAAAGUCUCACCCUGCCCCUCGUUCGCAAAAAGGUCUAUAUCUUUCCACUUCCCUCCCUCCACGCUUCCAUACCCUCCCUCUCUUCUUCAUCCGGGCAACGACCAUUCAAAGCAGAUACAAGGCCUUCUGCUGGAUUCUUGACCCGUAUUGCCAUUCUCAGAGACAGGCUACAUAUUGAUCCAGUGCGACCAUGGGCUCCUUCAAUCCUUUCCCUCAGUCUCCCCCAGUCUCGCCUCCCAAUGGCUUCCAAGGCGUUGAAGGCUUUUCGACGCCUCUGUUCCCGGCCAAACCAAACAUCCUCUUCAUCAUGGCAGACCAGCUGGCGGCUCCGUUGCUGAAGAUGCACAACCCCAAGUCGCAGAUCAAGACCCCAAAUCUCGACAAGCUGGCCGAACGCUCGGUCGUGUUUGACUCAGCGUAUUGCAAUUCGCCGCUUUGUGCUCCAUCUCGCAUGUGUCUGAUCAGCGGCCAACUGCCUUCCAAAAUCGCCUCGUACGACAACGCCUGCUCCAUUCCGUCAGAGACACCGACAUACGCUCAUUACCUGCGAGCGGCUGGCUACGAAACCACUUUAGCCGGCAAGAUGCAUUUCAUUGGGGAUCAACUCCACGGAUACGAGAACCGUUUGACUUCUGACAUCUACCCUGGCGAUUUCGGCUGGGCGGUGAACUGGGACGAGCCCGGCCGGAGACUCGAGUGGUAUCACAACAGCAGCUCUAUCUUGCAAGCUGGCCCGUGUGUGAGGACGAAUCAGCUCGACUACGACGAGGAGGUCCUGUACAAGUCCAAGCAGUACCUCUACGACCAUGCCAGGGCGCCGGCUGGAAAACGACCGUUCGCUCUUACAGUUUCCUUCACGCAUCCUCAUGACCCAUAUGCCAUUGAGGAGAAAUAUUGGGAUUUGUAUGAAGGCGUCGAUAUCGACCUGCCGAGUGUGAGCAUCCGAGAGGAAGACCAAGACCCGCACAGCAGACGUUUGAUGCAAGUCUGCGAGAUCGAGGGCCAUACCUUCACAGACGAGCAGAUCAAACGCGCUCGCCGAGCAUAUUAUGGCGCAGUGAGCUACGUCGACGACUGUAUUGGCCAAUUGCUUGACGUUCUGAAGAAGUGUGGCAUGGAAGACAACACCGUUGUGAUGUUUUCCGGCGACCAUGGCGACAUGCUGGGCGAAAGAAGCCUCUGGUACAAGAUGUCGUAUUUCGAAAAUUCCGUCCGGGUACCCAUGUUGAUCAGUCACCCGAAACAAUUCCACCCUCAUCGCGUUUCUCAAAAUGUCUCGACUCUGGAUCUCAUGCCAACCCUCGUGGACUUGGUUGGAUCCAAGCUAGUUCCCGGGUUGCCUAUGGACGGUCUGUCCCUGUUACCUCAUCUCUACGGCGGCGACGGUGGCCAUGAUACCGUCUUCGCCGAGUAUAUGGGCGAGGGGACCGUAGCCCCCCUAAUGAUGAUCCGACGAGGCGACUGGAAGUAUAUCACAUGUCCAGCUGAUCCUCCUCAGCUGUUCAACUUGCGCAACGACCCGCUUGAGCUGACCAACCUUGCCACUAGCCAAGACCCAGAGACCCUGGCCGUCUUCAAGGCUUUCGAGAGAGAAGCAAACCAAAAGUGGGAUUUCAAGAAAAUCACCGACGAUGUCCUGGUGUGCCAGCGCCAACGUCGACUGGUUUGGUCUGCCUUGACCCAAGGCCGCUUUGAAAGCUGGGACUGGAAUCCGAUUGACGAUGGCCGUGUCAAGUACAUCCGUUCUCAAACCCCCUUGGACGAACUCGAACGGCGAGCUCGAUAUCCCAUGUAUACCAAGGCGCCUGCUCAGAUUUCUGUCAACAACAAGGCCGAAGUAGUCUCUCUGCAGCCGAAGAGGUUGACCGAAAUUGCGAGCGAAGUGGCCCACUACCGCUGAAUCCCACGAGCACUUUACGACGACUUUCUUUUGGAUACUUAUUUGGCGGGCGUUCUGGUCCCAAGACUGCUAUUCCUCAGGGUUCCGUACUCGCAAGCGUGGGGUUAUGGAGUCGGUAUUUUGGUCCUCCCUGCUGUUACUGCAUUCGUCGACAUCUUUCCUGUCUUGCGGUGCUUGCUUCUCUCCAGGAUCUCGAUGACACUAUGACGCUCCACGGGACGGGACCGGAACUAUGUAUGACCUUGAUAUUCGGAUGAUAGGAGGGGAGCAAAGGAACUGGCUUGGGGAUGUUGGUAUUGCUGAUGUGCAACUGGCGCCACUCAACUGAACAUCCCACUCUCGUUUCGACCGACACCUCGGGUUGAGGAUACGAAGACGAGUGAGGGUGAUGCACUGCUUGGGGAGGGAGGGCUAUCUAGCUAAGUACAGAGAAAACCCCGAAAAAAAAGGAAAAAAAUAAUCAAAAGGGCCAAUAUUGACCACAAC